Molecule: messenger RNA, 432 nt
Organism: Brugia malayi
Lineage: Eukaryota; Metazoa; Nematoda; Chromadorea; Rhabditida; Onchocercidae
Exons: 3
Coding region: 1-432 (143 amino acids)
Source: RefSeq, a predicted model, not a curated record
AUGAUUGGUUGUAUCAUUGCUAUUCCAUAUGAUAAUGCUAGUAUUUGUUAUGCAUUCACCCUUUUGUGUCAAACAGUCUUUUAUAUCAUCAAGAAUUGUGACAAAGUUGCAGUAGUAGACGUAUGGUCUGAUACUACAGGUAGUGAUAUUCUAAGAAAAGCUUUCGUGCAUACGGUUCGUGUAAUGUUGCUACAUUUUAUAGCUGGUAUUCUUACAUGGGGUACUCCAGUAAUCCAUUUACAGCUGUUGUUAGCUAAUACCUGUCUUGGUAUUAUCAAUGAUAAAGUUUUUAUCAAAAGAUUAGACUUGUCUUUUGCAUUGACUGUAGUUUGUGAUUUUUUAGCACUUCUGGCACUUCUGGUUCAAUGGGUUCUUCCGUUUCAUCUUCCACAUUUCAGCAUCUAUUUCCAUAGGAUAAAGCAUACUGAUUGA